AUCAAGUCAUUCAAGCAAGUCGGGCUUCAAGCAAGAGUGUUGGCAAGUCGUAUAGCUGCUACUUAGGAAAUAUCAUCCGACUUUCGCGUGUUUCCCCUUUUUCGGUGUCGAGUUUGAUUGUGUGGUGCUAAAAGCAAAAGUAAAUAACUUUCGCGCUUCUUGGAAGAAGGUGCCGAUUCGUUUCGAAGGUUGAAGCCGUUCAAGUGUUUUUGGGAAGGAAAGUGUUUCUUAAGAAAAAAAAAACAAACUUUAAAUUCAAAGGACUUCGUUGGUGUGCUACAACACGUGCUAAUAGACUGUUGUGCUGAAUAAAAAAACGUUGGAUUACGCAAUUGGUGUGCAGUUGGAAUCAGCAAUUCAGAAGAUGGUGAUAGCUACUGUUGAACCCGUUCCGGAGCCGCAAAGCCUGAAGGGUGGGGAUGGGAGUGGGGUGCAGGCGGCCUCCGUUGAAGUGGAUUACAGCAUGGAGUGUGCCCCAAUUGGAGCCACGGUGAAGCGGGCGCUUCGAUUGGCCAACAUCGAACAGCGCCUGGUGCUUGGGCUGUCGGAAGCCGUGAGCGCCCUAGCCAAAACCCCGGAGGAGUAUCUGUUCUGCUUCAUGGCCGCGGGUGACAGCGCCACCCACCACAUGCACGAGGUGCUGCUGCAGGCGUUCUGUUUCGAGCAUGAUAUUUACAUAAUUAAGGUUGACAGUGCGGAAAAAUUGAGCCGCCUUCUGGGCACCACCGGAUGUCACCAGUCCUGUGCGUUGAUCCAGAAAUCAUGGUCCCCAGACCACCAGACGGAGAUUCUGUCCAAGGUCGAAGACCAGCUGGUCGACUACUGCGAGGAGCACUGGGAAGAUCCAGUUAAGCCAGUCAUUAAGCUACCAGAAAAGUAAAACCACGUGGUCCCCCCGGACCUUACCCAAGGUUUGGGGAAAUUUAAUCAACCUGGAAUCGUGAUUAUGAAAACAAACAUUUUUCCUCUGCCACUACGGGCAAUUCAUCACCCCCACAAGUAAAACAACAGCAACAAAGAUUGUUUUACCGGGAUCAGCCCAUCUCGUGAGCAAACCAGAGAAAAAACCUGUUUUCGCCAUACCGGCUCACGUGAAUGCAGUCGUCGGGGUUUUCCAACGCGCAGGGGAUUUCUCUCAAUGAACUUCUGUCCUCAAGUAAAAGGGCUAACUACUGAAAGGCCCCGACUUAAACUAUCAACUCACUCAGUGGGGGGACAGAAAAAUCCCACCAGACAGAGAAGAGAUGUGCUAAGUAUUGCAAUUUUCCCGCUGCCGCAAGAAAUUCCUCUAAAUAGCAAAAACCUUUAUGUAUUCAAAUUAGCCAACUAUUUAGUGCGCCUCUAAAGAAAGAGAGAGCGAAGAAUCUAAUUAGUACGACCACAGACAGACUGUCGUCGUACUUAGUUUAGUUGUUAGUUAAAUCAAUUUGUUCUAACGUAUAAGUGUUAAUAAGAUUGUGGCGAGGGUGGUAGGAUUGACGCGCUAAAUUGCUUGUGUCGCGCGAGGAUUGAGCAAACACAAGUGGCUGCCAGCGCUGAUUGCGUGAUUGAGUUUGAAGAGUGAGAUUAUCUGCCUAUCUACCUACUGUAACAAUUGAAAAAGAAAAACGAAUAGUGUUCAAGUAGAAAGUUGUUAAGUGGAAUUCUAUUGAAAGUACUCAAAGAUAAAAAUAUACUUGAAA
Messenger RNA from Uranotaenia lowii, 1682 nucleotides. RefSeq lists its product as uncharacterized. Lineage: Eukaryota; Metazoa; Arthropoda; Insecta; Diptera; Culicidae. The coding region runs from base 365 to 880 and encodes 171 amino acids. The transcript is spliced from 2 exons. Gene Ontology annotation, biological process: regulation of cell cycle. The record is from RefSeq and is a predicted model, not a curated record. Gene Ontology annotation, cellular component: nucleus; cytoplasm.